AUGGUGGGAGGCUGGGGCGCGGGCCGGGGAGGGGAGCCUCCCGCCGCCGCCCGCGAGUCCGAGGUUGGCGCUCGGCGGGAGGAUGGAGAGGAUGACAGUCGCGGCUGUCGCCCUCCCGGCGGCGGGCAGAGCUCUGAGCCCGAGCGCGGCUACCCGCGGGGGGCGGGGGUGGCGGCGGCGCCAAACUGCGCGGAGAGGCCGCGGGCGCCCCCAGCAGCGGCCACCCGCUCCCCUCCCGUGGCUGCGGGUCUCGGGGCUGGGAAGCCCGGCGGGAGGAGCCCGCGCCCGCCGCCCCGCAGCGCCUGUCCGCCCCUGCCCGCGCCUGGCAGGCCGGUGACAGCUCCCGCGAGGGGCGGGCGUGUGUGCGGGGCGGGGGGCCGCGGGGGAAGCCCCCGCCUCCACCGCCGCGUCCCGGGGUCACACCCUCAGCGGGGGGGAGGCAGUGCAGCUUGCAGCCACCGGGCUGGGGGCUGUCGGGGCUGGAGGCGCCGGAGGACGCGCUCCCCCCAGCUCCCUGGCGGCCAGGAGAGGGAGGGGAAGGCGACCCCAAUGCACGAAGGCCCCGCCCCCCCCCAAAAAAAGUCUGGCCCUGACCUGGCGCCUGGGCCUCAGGUGCAGGUCCCGGCGGCGCGGGGCGGCACGGGCCGGGGACCACGCGGAGGGCGGGAGGGAAAAGUUUCUUUCCCGGCUCGGCGCUGCCCACCCCAAGGCUGCUCCCCGCCCCCCGCGACCGUGCGCCUGCGCCCCUUCCCCUCCUCCCCCCUCCCGCGGGGGACGCUGCCGGGAGGAGGUGUCUGCGCACCGGGCUCGGCGGGGGAACCCUGCGCUGCCGGCCGCCAGUGCUCCCCUCGCGGUGACAGCGGUUCGGAGGCUCGGGGCCCGAAGCCAGGACGCCCCCCCCCCCCCCCGCCCCAACCCCGCAACACAGACGCUCACAGCGCGUCCGCCGAGGUCCGCGCGCCCCCGCUACCCCGCGCGCCCCCGCGUCCGCCAGAGCUGACACCUACGCAGACACGAAAGUGA
Molecule: messenger RNA, 1023 nt
Organism: Erinaceus europaeus (western European hedgehog)
Lineage: Eukaryota; Metazoa; Chordata; Mammalia; Eulipotyphla; Erinaceidae
Product: basic salivary proline-rich protein 1-like
Exons: 1
Coding region: 1-1023 (340 amino acids)
Source: RefSeq, a predicted model, not a curated record